Paramecium tetraurelia is the source of this 1155-nucleotide messenger RNA. RefSeq lists its product as uncharacterized. NCBI's taxonomy places the organism in Eukaryota, Ciliophora, Oligohymenophorea, Peniculida, Parameciidae. The record is from RefSeq and is a predicted model, not a curated record. The transcript is spliced from 3 exons.
AUGUUUGGGUGUAUAAUUUCAGCCUUAAGAGAGAUGAGAAUGAGGUCCUAAAUAUUUCUUUUUGAAAUAAUAAUUCUGUUAUUUGUUUUGGUUUUAGCAGGAGCAGCUGUGUAUGUAGAAAUAAGAAUAUUUUAUUACAUUUCAACUCAUUCAUCUGAAACUAUUAUUUCUAAUUUGGAUAUCAAAUAAAUUAACCAAGCCACGUCUUUGGUUUCGCAUUAUAUCAAAUAAAAACAUCAAAGAAGGAUUCAUGUCCUUGAACAUCUAUCCUCCUUUUUGAAAACCUAUUAAAUACUUACUAAUUAGUUUACUAAACUCAAGUCAUUGGAAUCCUGUGAGGCUUCAGAAGAGUUCGUAAUAAGCGAAUAUUCAUUACAAACCCCCAAAUUAUGUUACUAACUUCAUGGAGUACCUGAUAUGGUGACACUGCCUAAGAACAAUUAAAAUAUCUCCUUGCUCUAUAAGGGCUUAAGUCUCUUUAAUGAGUAUGAUCUCUUAUUUAGUAUUGAAACACCCUACUUUAUUUAAGUAGUCGACACUUCAGAUUAUAAAAUUGAUGUCGUUUAUCCUAUUGGUAUGUUGAUUAAAGGGUAUGACCCAGAAACAAGACCAUGGUAUGUUAACCACAUUAAAUAAAUGAAAGCUCAUCCAGAUGAAAUUUAUUUUUAUUCUGAAGUAUAUAAGGUGUUCUUCGAAUCGUUUGAUUACUAGUUUUCAAUAACGCAUUCAUUAUUUAAUUCUCAAUAGUAAUUCUUCGGAAUUGCUAAAACUAUGUUAUCUACCAAUGACCCUAGUUUUGAAUAUGUUUUGUACAAUAUCAUACUGAUCAAUUAUGCUGGUUAAGUAUUGUAUAAUGGUAUGGAAAUGGGGUAAAACCUUACAGACAUAUUUUAUGUUUUUAAUGAAACAAUCACUGGCUUUAAUGAGACAGAUUGGUAUCAAAUAGAGGAACAUGCAACCUAUAGAUUGGGCGGAGAUAAUCCUAAUUAGAUAUUAAUUUUGUAUAAUAAAUAUUUUUAAAAAUAUGUACAUGUGCAAAGUGAAAAAUUCAAAAAAGAAAAUUUUACACUGAUAAUGUAUAUUGUUAAAUUGCUAUAUUAGAUUUACGAAUGUGAGUUCAAUUAAAAUUAUGGAAAAAUAGUUUUAGGAAACUGA